AUGCUUGCUUCUCAGAGCAGGCAGAAGAGUUAUGCGGAUCCCAAGCGCCGAGAUAUUACAUUUCAGCUGGGAGAUCAUGUCUUCCUGCGUGUGUCACCAAUGAAAGGAAUCAGGCAUUUUGAAAAGAAAGGCAAGCUGAGUCCCAAAUUUAUAGGACCUUUUGAAAUACUUGAGAAGGUUGGACAGGUUCCUUACCAAUUAGCCUUACCUCCAUCAUUUUCAGCUGUGCAUAAUGUAUUCCAUGUUUCCAUGUUGAGGAAGUACGUGUCUGAUCCAAUACAUAUCUUGAGUUAUGAGGCAUUGGAGUUACAACCAGACCUGUCUUAUGAUGAACAACCAGUUCAAAUUCUGGAUAGAAAGGAGAAGGUCCUUCGAAGCAAAACCAUAGCACUGGUUAAAGUACUCUGGAGAAAUAGUAAAGUAGAAGAAGCUACUUGGGUAUUGGAGUCUGAUAUGAGGACUCAAUAUCUAGAGCUGUUCAAGUUAGAUUUCAUUGACGAAAUCCUUUUAACAGGGGGAUAA
This is a messenger RNA of Cannabis sativa, 522 nucleotides long. RefSeq lists its product as uncharacterized. Lineage: Eukaryota; Viridiplantae; Streptophyta; Magnoliopsida; Rosales; Cannabaceae. The transcript has a single exon. Bases 1 to 522 code for a protein of 173 amino acids. The record is from RefSeq and is a predicted model, not a curated record.